Messenger RNA from Talaromyces amestolkiae, 2061 nucleotides. RefSeq lists its product as uncharacterized. Gene Ontology annotation, molecular function: protein binding. The transcript has 4 exons. Lineage: Eukaryota; Fungi; Ascomycota; Eurotiomycetes; Eurotiales; Trichocomaceae. Gene Ontology annotation, biological process: cell division. The record is from RefSeq and is a predicted model, not a curated record. The coding region runs from base 1 to 2061 and encodes 686 amino acids. Gene Ontology annotation, cellular component: anaphase-promoting complex.
AUGGCGAUGACAUUCACAGAAGAUAGCAUCAAGGAACUUCGAUUGCGGCUGGAGGAUGCGGUGGUAAAAUGUUCGGAGCGCUGUCUUUAUCAGUCUGCAAAAUGGGCCGCAGAAAUGCUCAAUUCUCUCGUAUCCACCGACGGCAACGAUACAGACGCUGAAUCGCCCAUGGAAACCGAUCCGCAACCGAACGUGAAUCCAUUCAGCCCUCAAUCAGAUCCCACUGAAGCUACUCUAGAAUUACAAGAAGCGCACAAAUACCUUCUAGCAAAAUCCUACUUUGACACUCGAGAAUAUGAUCGAUGCGCUGCCGUCUUCCUUCCUCCUACAAUACCACCCGUGCCUCUUUCAACCGUGUCUCCAAAUGUUAAGAGCAGAACAUCAUUGACGCCACAGAAAGGGAAAAGAAAGUCCUUCGUACGACCAGGAUCCAAAGCCGGUCAGGCGCUACCCCGAAAUCCAUAUCCGAUCCUCAGUCAGAAAUCCUUGUUCUUAGCACUAUAUGCCAAAUAUUUAGCAGGAGAGAAGCGAAGGGAUGAAGAAACCGAGAUGGUUCUGGGGCCUGCAGAUGGUGGUAUGACCGUGAAUCGAGAGCUACCGGAUCUUGCGCGAGGGUUAGAAGGAUGGUUUGCGGAGCGGCGAGAUCGGGGAUUGCAGGACCGUGGUCAGGGAUGGCUAGAGUACUUGUACGCGGUCAUUCUUAUAAAGGGCAAGAAUGAGGAGGAAGCGAAAAAAUGGUUGGUGCGGAGUGUACAUCUGUUUCCGUUUCAUUGGGGCGCAUGGCAAGAAUUGAAUGAUUUGCUACCAAGCGUUGACGAUUUGAAACAAGUCGCGGAGACGCUUCCACAGAACAUCAUGUCCUUUAUUUUCCAGGUCCAUUGCAGCCAGGAACUGUAUCAAGCCACUGAUGAAACCCACCAGACACUUAAUGGUCUCGAGUCUAUUUUCCCGACCAGCGCAUUCUUGAAGACCGAAAGAGCUCUUCUUUACUAUCACUCAAGAGACUUCGAAGAUGCAUCGGCCAUAUUUGCGGAUAUCCUUAUUGAUUCCCCCCAUCGCUUAGACAGUCUUGACCAUUACUCCAACAUUCUCUACGUCAUGGGAGCUCGACCCCAGCUCGCAUUCGUCGCUCAACUAGCCACAGCGACAGACAAAUUCCGACCAGAGACCUGCUGCGUGGUUGGGAACUACUACUCGCUAAAAUCCGAACACGAAAAAGCAGUUAUGUAUUUCCGACGAGCUCUCACUCUCGACCGCAACUUCCUAUCAGCCUGGACACUCAUGGGCCACGAAUACAUCGAAAUGAAAAACACCCACGCCGCAAUCGAGUCCUACCGCCGCGCCGUCGACGUAAACCGCAAGGAUUACCGCGCCUGGUACGGUCUGGGCCAAGCAUAUGAAGUCCUCGACAUGUGCUUUUAUGCCCUGUACUACUAUCAACGCACUGCUGCAUUGAAGCCCUACGACCCCAAGAUGUGGCAAGCUGUGGGCACAUGUUAUGCGAAAAUGAACAAGAUACCGCAGAGCAUCAAAGCAAUGAAACGUGCUCUGGUCGCCGGUGCAUACUACGAGCAAAGCGCCGAUGCUGCAUCUGCCGACCACCCUACAGCAGGACGGAAGAUUCUUGAUCCGGAUCUACUUCACCAGAUUGCCUUACUCCAUGAGCGAUCGGACAAUGAGGAUGAAGCCGCGGCGUAUAUGGAAUUAACUUUGCAACAAGAGAGCGGCGAAAUCGAGCGCACCGAGACAGACUCUGAAGACGAUGAUGGUGAUGAAAACUCAGACGAUGAUACGACCACUCAACCUCGUUCUCGACGACGACGACGUCAGAAGAGCAGCAGAGAUGACGAUAACGAGGUUGAAGCCGUCGGUGGUACGGGCGUUACGGCGACAACAUCCAAGGCACGACUGUGGCUUGCUCGCUGGGCACUUAAACAUGGAGAUCUGAAUAGAGCGGAUCAGUUGGCUGGUGAGCUGUGUCAGGACGGGAUUGAAGUUGAAGAAGCCAAGGCUUUGAUGAGAGAUGUCCGCGCGAGGAGGGAAGGUGGAGGAGGAGGAUGA